GCACGCGCAGUGAGUCCACAACUACACAGUCCCAGACACAGCCAGCGAGACGUCAACAACAGAAAGCUGGUUGCUCGUGAAUUGUGAGAGUAAUUACAUUGUAACGACUCGUGUUCAAGGUUAUUACUUUGUAUCAACUACGUUCGAUUUGCAUCAAGAUGUUUGGCUUUCACAAGCCGAAGAUGUACCGGAGUUUAGACGGCUGUUGCAUCUGCCGCGCCAAGUCCUCCAGCUCGCGCUUCACGGAUAGCAAGCGGUACGAGAAGGACUUCACGAGCUGUUUCGGAUUGUGUGAAACUCGGUCUGGUGAAAUCUGCAAUGCCUGUGUACUCCUUGUGAAACGAUGGAAGAAACUCCCAGUGGGGUCUAAGAAAAGCUGGAAUCAUGUGGUUGAUGCCCGAGGAGGCCCCAGCCUAAAGAUGUCUUCCAGGCCAAAGAAGCUGAAGUCCCUCUCCAAGAGAGCCAGGCCAAGAGAGAUCAGCCGACUGCAGAAAGAGCUGAAGAGAAACAACUCUGAUGCCCACAGCACCACGUCCAGUGCCUCGCCGGCCCAGUCUCCCAGCUACAGCAACCCCUCAGACGAGGGCACUGACACAGAACUCUCCCCUAGCUCCAGCCGUUCCCCUGUCUUCUCCUUCCUGGACCUCACUUACUGGAAGAGGCAGAGGGUGUGUUGUGGGAUCAUCUACAAGGGCCGGUUUGGGGAGGUACUCAUCGACCCCCACCUCUUCAAGCCCUGCUGCCGCAAAAAACAGCAACGGCAGCGGCAGGAGCUGGAGGAGGAGGAAGGGUACGAGGAAGAAGAGGUGGAGGUGGUAGAAGUGACGGAGGAGGAAGAGGAGGUGAAGAGGUCAAACAGCCAGAAGAGCUUAGAGACUCCUCAGCUACAGGUCACCAUGACAACACCUCAGACCGUUGAGGAGGGAGACUGGUGACGCUGCACCACAGUGUGUGCAUCUUUGAGGAAGCCUUUGGGAGUGCUUCUGGUUUACAAGCGCUUAUAAAAAUGAGUUAGGUCUGAUUUCCUUCAGUCAACGAGCAGCUGAAAACCAUUUUGACUUUUUUUUUUUUUCAGUAAUUUUGUUUGUUAGUUUGGUAACUUGUGGACUGACUAAACCAUCAGGUCUUGUACUUGGUAUUCUCCUUGUCCUGGGUUCAUGUUCGUUAGGCCGGGCAUGCAACGGAAAAUUAGCUUUUCUUAUUGGGCAAGUCAUGUAGUACCUACGUGUUGCAAAUGUUCGAACACCUUUCUUGGUGUGUUUUUCUCCUUGACAUGAAAUGCUGUAGCUCUGACUGAUCACCAGCAUACCUUUUACAGGUUACAGUCGUACAGUAGCACUUGUAUUAUACUGAAACACAUUUGCAUUUAUACCAUUUUUUUUAUUGAUUCUUUAUAUGGGCCUGUAUAUAUUUAUAUAUCGGCCUCGGUUGAGAAAGGCCUAUUCACAGCACCAACAGUCAAUACACCACCAACAGCCAAUACACCAGCCUUAAUUUAGUGAGGGAAGGCAGCGCCAGUGUUUUGUCAGUGUUGGUACUAAGGGAUGAUAUUAAAGGGACAUUUCAAAAAGGUUCAACGUGACAUUUAUUAUCUCCAGCAUCACCCCAAACAUCAACAUAUUUAAAAACGGCAGGUGUCUGUCUAUGUUUUGUAGUCUUAAAGGACGCACACCAUCUGGAUUCCGGAUGAAAAACGUUUGACAUCGUGAAUCUUUUUGAAAACAAUUAUGCGCAGGCAAAGGUUAGGAAACGAACUACCUGAUCAUGUCAAAAGUGUUUCUGGAUUAAAUCAGAGGAAGAAAAGUGUUUCUAUCUUUAUAACUACACAACAUCGAAGCGUGAUUUUCUUUUUCUCAUUUUUUGAGGUGGCGCUGGAGAUGAUGAAUAUGAAGUUGAAAAUUGUGAAAUGUCCCUUUUGAGACCAUAAUAGUUAGUGCAAGUUUGAGUUUUCUCCUGCUUAUUAUAUGUUAAUGGAGGCCUUAGGCUUUCAAAAUGAAGAGAAGCAACACAUUAGUGAGUUUUGCAUGAAUGCCGAAGAAAAUAACCCCUCUCAUCCAAAAUAUCCGUAGAUCAGAUGCAUAAGUCUAAUAAGCUAUUGCAUGGCCUUAAAAGCAUAACUACAAUUUUUGUUGAAGUCUUAUUCGUAUUUUCCAGACAUAAUGCCCCGAAGCCACAAAGUAUUGUUUUAUUUAAAAGGGGGAACAAAUUCGCAAAAUUGUCUCAUCUGCUGUAUUAUACACCAGAAAAUACAAUCGUGACCAGUUCAGAUCAUGACCUAUUCCUUCUAGAGUUCUAGAGCGUGGUAAACUUUUAUACUUGAGUUUUUCUUACUGUCAGUAAGGGGACAGGAUGAUGUAAUUAACACACACACACACACGUUUUGUUCUUCUAUCCUCGUGGGGACCUAACAUUUAUUUCCAUUCCAAAUCCAAUUUACCUUACCGUAACCCUAAACCUAACCACUAACCCCUUACCAUAACUCUAAUUGUAACCCUAAACCUAACCCCUGAAUUUAAAAUAGCCUUUGUCUUCAUGGGGAUGUGGGAAAUGUCUCCACGAUGGAGAAUUUCCAUUCAUUUACUAUCCUUUUGGGGGUUUUCAAUCCCCACAAGUAUAGAAGAACCAACUCGCACACAUGCAUGCAUACAUACAUACACACAAACAGUGUAUCUACUGCAACAACCUAGACCUACAAUGUAAUGUAUACCAUUUAGCAGACACUUUUAUCCAAAACGACUUAGUAAUGCAUGCAUACAUUUCAUGUAUGGGUGGCCUCAGAAAUCAAACCCUCUAAGUGUUUUCUCUCCCCAUGAGCACAACAUUCUAAAUCUGCACCCCUGUUGUCAAUAAGUGUAUUGUUUUUUUUUUAUUGUUUUGAGGAAACGGUUUGUGUAUUAGUGUUUUUGUUUUUGUUUUUUUGCAGGACUUCCACAUAAUUUAAGCCACAUUGCCUCUUGUGGUGCUGCAGGUGUUUCAGAUUUAAAUGGAUGGCCUACUUGUGAUACAUACAGUAUAUCAAUGCUAUUGAUCUUUAUUUAAUCAUUUUAUACUUUUGAGGACUUAUUAUGUUCUGAACUUAGGAUUCCUCAUUCCUUGGUUAGUUAAGCAACCACGAUAUACUAGCAUACAUCAAACAACCAAAGCACAAUUAAAUUCAUUCAAUUUGAAAUGCAAACCUGAUAAUUUCAAUGUAUUUUGUAGGCUAUUAGUGGCAUUAAAAGGACACUAAAAUCUGUUUGUUUUAAUGAGCCAUAACAUAGGGAGGAUUGUAUGUAUGUGUACAUAUUUAAAUGGAGGGUGACGGCUUUCUAGUUCAGUUUUUGUUAUUUAUUUCAUAUUUAUUUGUAUUACAGCAUUUUCCCCAUAUUACUUUAUUCUGGUUUCUCACUGUAAUAACUUAAAGAUGUUACAUUCAAAGUUUGGUAGUUCUGUCAUAUGAUUAGCUUUAAUGUAGUUCUUAAACGAGCAGUGUUCUAGUCAGAAAUUCACAAUUUAUAACAGUAUUUGUGAAAUAUUGGGAUCAAUACUUGUCUUUUUUUUUUAAAUCUACAUUAUCGUGUAGUAAUUUAUUAUGUUAUAAACAAACAUUUGAUUGGACCUGUACCUCCGUAUCAGGUAUCCAGCCUGUUGAAAUAUGAAUUUAAUUAGAUGUAUAUUAAUAAAACUUUACUUUUCUCUCAUCUUUUCCCUGUGAUGUUGCAUAUGACCUGAAUAUAAUUUAAGUCGACUUAGCUUUACAUUUGUCAUUUAGGAGACGCUCUUCACCAGAGCAAUUUACAAUUGUGCAUUUCUUAAAAUAGCUUUAGUGCUUUAGCGCUACAUGCAUGUAUUGUUGCUAUGCACUUGCAUUUAUUUACCAAGUUUGCUCUAGACAUUUUGUAUUUUUAUACAUGAUGAUGUACUUUUUUUUUUUUUUUUACUAGUCUUUCAAUAAAAGUAAUUUUGUGA
Molecule: messenger RNA, 3948 nt
Organism: Oncorhynchus mykiss (rainbow trout)
Lineage: Eukaryota; Metazoa; Chordata; Actinopteri; Salmoniformes; Salmonidae
Product: SIN3-HDAC complex-associated factor
Biological process (GO): negative regulation of cell migration
Cellular component (GO): Sin3-type complex
Source: RefSeq, a predicted model, not a curated record